UGGUCUCUCACUAUCGGCAUCAUCUCAAAGCUCAAAGUCGCUCAACGAGCUAUGGAAAGGGCUAUGCUCGGUGUUUCUCUACGUGAUCGAAUCCGAAACUAGGAGAUCCGUAGACGAACCAAAGUCACCGAUAUAGACCACAGGAUUAGCAAGUUGAAGUGGCAAUAGGCAGGCUAUAUUGCUCGCAGAGCAGAUGGCCGAUGGGGCCGAAAAGUGCUGGAGUGGAGACCACGGACUAGCAAGCGCAGCGUAGGACGUCCACCAACAAGGUGGACAGACGACCUUAUAAAGGUCGCCGGAAGACGCUGGAUGCAGGUCGCCUCCAACAAGUAUCUGUGGAGAUUUAAGGGGGAGGCCUAUGUUCAGCAGUGGACGUCCUAUGGCUGAGAUGAUGAUGAUAACAAAAACAUUUAUCCGAUCCGAUCGUUUCAGUUUGUGAAUUUGAAACAAUGAUCAUAAUCACCGGGUAAUAGUUGUUUAAAAUAAUUAUUAUACAGCACAGAAAUGAAGGUGGUCAGUAAAUAACUACUGACGUUCAAUCUGAGGGCUCUAGAUUAGCUGGAAGGCUUCAAUGCUGCGGAAUUCGUUGACAUAUACUUGACUGAAAUAUUAAUUUCAAGCUUUCUUACGGUCAAUAAAUGUCGAAUAAAACUUGGUCACAAUUUAUUUAUGGUACAAAGAGAAGCUUUAGGUACUAUGUGCACGUCCCUUAAGGUAGUCAACGAUAUUAUUAACGACGUCACGUACCUACGUUUGCCACUGAGAAUAGGUGUAAUUACUUCAUAUACGAUACAAAAGAAUUGGAUUAUAAGAAAGGCGUAAUAGGGGACAAAUACAUAAUGAUACGGCUCUGUGUACCUACCGUUGUAUAUUCUACAGAAAUUGAGGCUUGCAGCUUUAUAAAAAACCUGCUUAGAAACACAACACUUACUGACGUCGACAGCAUCAUGCCGUCGGAUCAAUCUAGAAUGUUUGAUCCACCGUUGACCGUUUUGAAAAUAUUCGGAGUAUGGGAAGGCAGAACGCCUUCGAAAUAUUACAAAACCUUUUCAUUUCUGUUCCUUUUUGUGUCAUGGUUUUUUUAUAACUUUCUUCUUACUUUAAGCUUGGUUUAUACUCCUCGAAGUGUGGAGCUUUUUCUACGAGAAUUGAUGUUUUAUUUUACUGAAAUAUCUAUUACAUCGAAAUUUUUAACAGUUCUCCUCUUGCGUAAUAAAAUACUUGAAGUAUUUAGUGUAAUUGAUAGCGAUGAGUUUGUCGGUGAUUAUGAAAACAAAGACGGUAUUCUAUACAGAACUAAUAAGGGUUACAGUUUAUGUUGGAAAGUAUACAACGUUUUGGCGAACAUAGAUUAUACCUGUGUUAUAAUAAUGCCAGUAGUUAUUGAUCUUAUUCAAGGAACCAAAUCUGUACUGCCCAUAUGCAACUAUUACUUUUUGAGCGAAGAUUUCCGAGAUUCUCAUUUUGUUAUUUUGUACCUCUAUCAAUCUAUUGGAAUGUAUGGACACAUGAUGUAUAACUUAAACAUGGAUUCUUUGGCAUGGGGAUUACUAGCUGUAGGUAUAGCCCAGAUUAAAGUACUAAAUAAAAAUUUUACGGAUUUAAAAUUAUCAGCCGAAGAAAGCAAGCUGCCGUUAGAAAUUCAAGACAACAUUCAAAAAACGAGGCUCUUUAAAUUGUUACGACACUACGAAGCAAUUUUGAACUAUUGCGAUGCGAUUCAAAAUUUGUUAUCAGUAACUUUCUUUUUUCAAUUCAGCUUCGGAGCGUUGACAACUUGUGUUAUUAUGUGUAGUUUAUUGAUGCCAGGAACAAUGGUGUACAGAAUAUUUCUGGUGAUCUAUUUUUUUGCUAUGGCUGGUCAGAUUGCUGUGCCAGGAUUUUUUGGUACUCUACUAACUCAUGAAAGUCAAGAAUUAGUAACAGCGGCAUAUAACUGCGAGUGGAUAGAGAGAUCACAGUCAUUCAAAAGAACUUUGAUCCUAUUUAGAGAACGGGCAGGGACUCCGAUCAUAAUUUCGGGCAUGAAAAUGUUUUCUCUGUCUCUCGUCACUUUUGUUGCAAUCAUGAAAACUACGUACUCCUUCUUCACGCUUAUAAGAAAUGCUCAAGAAACAUAAACUCAUCGCUAUUUAAGGUUACAGAGCCUUUCUUUAUUCACCUAUAUUUGAUUUUGUUAAUUAAUUUAUGCAUUAUUUUAAGGUAGUGACUGUCAAAAAUAAAUCAUACAAUACGAAAAUACAAGACUUUAUUUUUGAAUACCACGCAAAUAAUACGACUCAAGGAGAAGCAAGUUGUGCAAGCAACCAGUGACGCUGGAUGACAACGUUAAAUCGUGCACUCUCAAUUAUCUGUCGAACACUUCUUUGCCAAAUUGUACUUCGUUUUCCUUCCGUCCAGCUACCGAGGGGGAUAUAAAGCGUUCCAUUUUAUCCAUUUCCUCAAAGGCAGUAGGAGAUGAUGGACUUCAUCUUCAAAUGCUUCUUCCUAUCCUUGAUGUACUAAUUCCUGUAAUUUUACAUCUUGUUAACUACUCCUUAUUGACCAGUUCCUUUCCCUCAGCAUGGAAAAGAGCCCAUGUAUUGCCUUUGCCCAAGACAUCCAAUCCCUCCACAGUUUCCCAGUUCCGUCCAAUAUCCAUUCUUCCAAUCCUCUCUAAAGUCCUUGAGAGUGUUGUCAAUAAUCAACUGUCUCACUUUCUUUCCUCUAAUAGCCUGCUGAGUCCGUACCAAUCUGGUUUCCGUCCUGGCCAUAGCACGGUAUCUGCAUUGGUGAAAAUCACAGAUGAUAUCCGGCUGGCUAUAGAGAACAGGCACUUAACAGUUUUGGUAUUACUAGAUUUCAGUAGUGCUUUUAACUCAGUUGAUUUUGACAUCCUCCUAGGUAUCCUCUCCUCUCUUAAUAUAUCUUCGUCUGUAACUGCGUGGUUUAGCUCGUAUCUUCGAGGUCGCUCGCAGUCGGUUCGCUCUGACGAGGGUUCUUCUG
Messenger RNA from Helicoverpa armigera (cotton bollworm), 2985 nucleotides. RefSeq names its product odorant receptor 59a. Gene Ontology annotation, molecular function: olfactory receptor activity; odorant binding. NCBI's taxonomy places the organism in Eukaryota, Metazoa, Arthropoda, Insecta, Lepidoptera, Noctuidae. Bases 840 to 2120 code for a protein of 426 amino acids. The transcript is spliced from 5 exons. Gene Ontology annotation, biological process: sensory perception of smell; detection of chemical stimulus involved in sensory perception of smell. The record is from RefSeq and is a predicted model, not a curated record. Gene Ontology annotation, cellular component: plasma membrane.